ACAUUUCAACUUCCAAAUAACCGUCCUAAUUUAUCGAUAAAAUGGCGAGUGGAAGACGUUUCUGGGUUGGUGGAAACUAUAAGAUGAAUGGGAGCAAGGCGUCAAUCGACGGACUUCUGAAGAUGCUGGAAGAAGCCCAGAUUCCUGGAAACACCGAUGUUGUCGUUGCGCCACCCACUGUCUACCUCGACUACAUGAACUCCAAGAUCCCGGCAGGAGUCUUUGUGGCUGCCCAGAACUGCUACAAGGUCCCCAAAGGAGCCUUCACGGCGGAGACAUCCCCUGCCAUGCUGCAGGACCUGGGCGUAGGAUGGGUGAUCCUGGGCCACUCUGAGAGGAGGCAUGUCUUUGGAGAGUCUGAUGAGUUGAUUGCACAGAAGGUCGCCCAUGCUCUCAGCUGCAAACUCAAGGUGGUGGCAUGCAUCGGAGAGAAGCUGGAUGAGAGAGAAAAGGGUCAGACCAACGAGGUAGUCUAUCGCCAGAUGAGAGCUUUAGCCGAUGUGAUCACUGACUGGGGCAACGUAGUCAUCGCUUACGAGCCGGUCUGGGCCAUUGGGACGGGUAAGACGGCCACGCCACAGCAAGCACAGGAGGUCCAUCAAAACCUGCGCUCUUGGUUAACAGAACAUGUGAAUGCAGCAGUCGCGGCCAAUACACGGAUUGUAUACGGAGGUUCAGUAAAUGGUGGUAACUGCUGUGACAUAGGACAGCAACCUGACGUAGAUGGCUUCCUGGUGGGCGGGGCAUCGCUGAAGCCCGAGUUCAAACAGAUCAUCGCUGCAGGAAGCGCAUAA
This is a messenger RNA of Strongylocentrotus purpuratus (purple sea urchin), 794 nucleotides long. Its product is annotated as triosephosphate isomerase. Gene Ontology annotation, molecular function: triose-phosphate isomerase activity. The record is from RefSeq and is marked provisional. NCBI's taxonomy places the organism in Eukaryota, Metazoa, Echinodermata, Echinoidea, Camarodonta, Strongylocentrotidae. Gene Ontology annotation, cellular component: cytosol. Gene Ontology annotation, biological process: glycolytic process; glycerol catabolic process; glyceraldehyde-3-phosphate biosynthetic process.